AGCGAACAAUACGUAAAUCCCACUUUUCACAAGAUAAGUAGGAUUUUUUCUAAGACGUUCUCCUUCUGGUAAAAGAUUUCUAGAAAUAAUACAUAAAGCGCAUCAAAGAUUUAAGAAAUACGCAAUACCAACGGUAUAUACGCAACAUUAACUAGCUUCACGCUCUUGCUUCAACUAAGACAGGUACACACUUUCUUUCAUAGAAAGUCAUCAAGCACGAUAGCUUCUACAUCGGCUCCUUGUUCUUCACACAAGAUAAGUAGAAUACAUUUAGAUUCUACUUUCAACUCCAACACUCAGUAACGGUAAAUUCAAUCUCCACAAAAACAAAAAGAUGGGUUGUGGUGCCAGUACUGCUGCAAAGAGCAAUGGAUCUGGGCCUGCUGCGCCCGUGACGCCGGUUGCCCCGGCAGCCGCGGCUGCCGCUCCGGCGCGCAAGGCUCCGGGCGCGUGGACGGCUGGAAGCGGAAUCCAGUUCUGGCGUGCCUCGGCGUCGCAUCGUGAUCCCAUCUCGGUGAGCGGAGAUACGCUCUGCCGCAAGCCGGAUCUGAAGAAGGUGGUCAUCAUGCUGGAUCCGCGUCACCUUGGGUUCAACUCCGAUUUCGUCAAGGCCGUCCGCAAAACCCUCUUCAAGCACAAGGAGCGCACCCAUGGCGCCGCGGAUUGGGAUGCCAUUGACACGGGGGCCGGGUAUUCCGCUGGGCUCAAAAUUCGCACGUUGUUGAUCACGGCCACUCCGCGCAGCGGUCCCGCCUUCUGCACCGCCAUUGAGGCAAGCAUUUACGGUAUGGCCUUCGUGAACACCCUCUGCGGCAGUGGGUGGAAGGGAGCCGACAAGAUGCUCAAGAUUGCUUUAGCCGACGACUUCUACGCGGACCCCGAUGGCGUCCUCUACAAGCUCUACGGACAGUACGACGAGGCCGGCAACGCCGGAAAGUCUUCCAAGUGGAAGGCGUUCUGCAGCGGCGGCAAGUCGGGUGUGGAUGACAUGAUGGCGUUGAAGGCCAAAUUUGAGAAGGAUCUGAAGCCGACCAAGGCCUACGCCUACUUGGCCGACCAAGCCGGUCUCCAAGAAGCGGAAUACAUGUCUGCUUUGGACAACCUGUGCGACUUCAUCUCCAAAACCAUCACCUCGGAUGCCAACGUGGCGACUGCCAAGAGUACCACACGCGAUAUGGAAGUCGAGCAACCGAUGAAGGGUCUCACCGAGAACAUGAAGAACGUCUCAUGGCCUUCGAACCGCCGCCCAGUUGGUUUCUCUAUGUCUUCCAGCGCCAUGGAACAAUUCAAGCCCCGCUUCGAUCGCUUUGAACGUCCCUUCUUUGAUGUCAGCGCGGAGGUACUAAUCGUUGUAGUUGCAAAUAAUAUAUAUAUAAUAUAUGUCUUUUUUCUAGUUAGGUCGGCUCCACCACAAAUAUAUGUAAUUAGUGGUCCUCUGUAGUUGUUGUUCUUCUUCAGGUUCACUGAUGUCAGCAGUAGCACAAAGGUUCAUUCCGAUAGAUUUAGAUUGUUGCAGCAAGUACCCACUCCACUAGUUGUACUCCUCCAAUAUGAAGAUUAUGGUCACUUGUCAUGAGACGUGUAUAUUACAGGAACGAUAAGUACAGAUCAUCUCUACAAAGAACUUUACUGUCAUCUAUACAAGAACGACACAUGAAAACUCACUACAGAUUCCGGAUGGUAAUGCUGAUGAUGCUGCUGCGGUGGCUGCCACGAUGAUCGCCGAGAAGGUAAUCAACCGCAAGAAAGGCCACCAUCAGCGCAAGCCGAUCGUCAUGAUUGGUGUCAAGGUUAAGGCUUCAUUUAGAUAGUAGCUACUACAUCUCGACGAGGACCUACGAGAACCUCUUCUGUCUUGUUAACUAUUGGUUAUUUUGACGCUACCCUGUUGGUUGUUUUGUUUGCUUCUAGUCAAAACAGAUGAUUAAGGAGAUCAUCUUUUCGACUGGACAGAUAAGUGAACAUAUUUUAUCGGUGUCAGAUCUAUUAUCUACUUUAAGCUCUAAAAAGACCCUCGAAGAGGACCGCCUCGCGCGCUUCAACGUCCUGAUGCAGGCGAUGUCGGAGAACGAAUCUUGCGGGGGUAAUCGAAACUCCCUUGUUAUCAAUCUUCAUCAAUGAAUUAAGUAAGUAAAUUGUCUUUGUAAUCGAACUAAAUGAACUAAGUACUUUUACUUGGAAAUUAGUUCAUUGUACUAAUGUACUAUUGAUUUUCUCAUCAGAGCAGCAUUGAGUUUUCCUUAAUUUUGUUGUUUGAUGUUGACGUACAAGAUUCUACUUUUUGCGAUUCUCUACGCACUGCGCUACUAGGUAUCACCACGAUUAUCCACGCUCCGUCGUACGAGGAAUUUGCUGAGAACGCGUUGUGCGCGGCUGCGGUUUCUAAGGCGAUGAAGCUGUCUACCGGGGUUGUGGUCUGCCUUACCGACGAACUCGAACGUGUCGUUGAAAUGUUUCUGGCUCCGUCCAACGAGGCGAUUGUUGAUUCCAUUCGUGUCUGCAUGAUGCCGUUUCCCGGUACAACAACUUCAUCAAUGAAUACCAAUACUGAUAGAAUUAAGCUCAAUUUCGUUUCUGAUCUUUUGACUACAAUUCAUGAUCAUGAUAGAUUGUAAUGAAGUUUUCAAAUCGGUAGAUCAUUCUUGUUGAUCUUGAUGGGAGGUUAUCUUCAUCCGAGAGGAGGAAUUUAUCUUAUCACCUCCUUGAAAGAAUAGGUUGUGCAUUUCGCUCACAAACCCUUUCCUCGAAAGAAAGUGUAACAUCAAUGACGAUACUCCUUAGGUAUGAAGCUUUUCACGACGCACAAUGCUAUGGGCCGUGAGAUUUCUGAGGGUGGAAUUUUGACGACGGAAUUCAUGGUCGGAAAUCCCGGAACGGGCAAGACGGGCGCUCACAUGAAAAAGAUUCAAGAGCGUCUGUUGCCGUUGAACAAGUUCGCAGCGACGGUCACGCGACAGCUUGUUUUGUCCGACAUGAACGGCGACAAGAAGGUGCACCGCAUCCGCAUGGCGACGAAGUACGACCCGGACUUGAAGCCGAUCUCGUUGAUCAUCCCUUCGCGUGUGUUGGCCGGCUUCCUCAACGCUAUUGCUGGCUCUGCCACGGACGACGCAGUCGCAUCUCACCUCACGGGGUACGCCGAAGCCCUGGUGCGUGUGGCUGAAGGAGGAGCCUUCGACGCUUGAACAUUCUAUCACGUCGCUGGGAAAACUACGUUCUUUAUGUGGCUUCAAAGUUCUUGGCUGCUAGGGAUUGUGACCUGGAAGUAUAAUUGAAGGAUUUGGAGUGCGAAACGAUCCCAGAUGUGUGUGGAAAGACUUAAAGAUAAUGGUCUACUACGGACUUAAUGUGUACGAUAAGUCAAAUACUAGUAUAGGAUGGAAGAGAUCAAGCGUUGGAAAAAUAUCGAAGAUAGAAUCUGACAUCGCGAAAAAAAAUCAAAAGUAAAUGACGUAAAAAAACAAGUUUGAAUGUAGUACUUAAUACUGAAAAGGUGGACAUAUGUGAGAAACCUUACCUCUACUGCGGCUGGAAUUUGUUGCGACAACUCGAGAAGGGGAAUCAAAAUGAUUUAUACUCGUGCCUGUGUGAAGCUUUUUUUCCUUAGAGGAAAAUGGAUAUCUUUGGAGCACUGACUAAGUUAUGGCUUUUAUAUCAUGGUGGGAACUGUGAUAGGUCGUAAGUCAUUACGAAUAAGUACAUAGGAAGCAUACCAUGCUUGGAAAAAUAUUUCAUCUCGAGUGUUGUUUCCCUUCAUUGUAGUAAAAGCAACCACGUGCAUUUAGUGUCGUUGUCGUUUCAUCAGCAAAUCGUUCGUGAGAAUCACCUAGUGGCUCUAUCAGACAAUCGGUAGAGUUGCUGUUGUUUAUCAUGUAGAACGGUGGAGCCAGUAACGUACGCGUAAGCAUUUUAUAAUGGUACUAUUGCGAGAUCGAUGUUUCUUUGGUCAAUUAUCAUCGCUAGAACUACAUAUAGAGAUUUUUCAUGGAGAAAAUAUCCGUCUGGUGACGCGUGGCUAAACGAUUUUAGGUUUGCGCAACCAGUAGUCAUUAUUCCUCAGAUCCUGCGUAUGCACAGCUACUUGUACUUCUUCUUGAUGUUACAAGAGUAGUCUUCUAUCAUAAUGAAGACCACCUUGAAUACUUACAAAGCAUGCUCUAGGAAAAAAUGAAAAACGCUCUUUCGUUGCUCCUUCGUCGUGUGAGUACGACUCACGUUGGUGAUACAGGAGCUUCGGCAGGGGAUGGAUAUAUACUUGUUCUUGCAUUUCCAGUGGUUUGAAGUGCAUCAUAUGUGAGAAAAAUUUUCUUCUAUCUAGAAGGUACUACGUUACAUCAGAUCUUUUUUCGUUGUAGGACGACAUGAUAUUUAUUAUUUUUCCGCGCAUGGAAUUGCACUGUCUGUAAGUAGAAGAUCAUGGUCAAAGUACUUAUUGUAAAUAGUAUGAGAUAUAAAUGUAGAACUACUUGAAUUUGAACGCAUAUUAUAAUGUCAAAGAAUGUGUUUGAAGCUUGUUUUUCUUGGAUUCUUUUCUUGAAUGAAAUCAAAAAUACAAAAGUGGAGGUCCAGAUAUCUGGAAGAUGAAACGAAUGGAUAGCAUGUAUACUUGAGUGCGAUCCAACAUCCUAACGAAU
Messenger RNA from Amoebophrya sp. A25, 4634 nucleotides. Lineage: Eukaryota; Dinophyceae; Syndiniales; Amoebophryaceae. The record is from the annotation of a GenBank genome assembly.